Molecule: messenger RNA, 2510 nt
Organism: Rhizophagus irregularis DAOM 181602=DAOM 197198
Lineage: Eukaryota; Fungi; Glomeromycota; Glomeromycetes; Glomerales; Glomeraceae
Molecular function (GO): ATP binding; RNA binding; helicase activity
Source: RefSeq, a predicted model, not a curated record
AAAAAAAAAUAAAAUAAAAUAUCUCUCUAACAUAAUAAUAAUAUUAAAAAAUGCCUGCUUCAGCUAUUGCUGUUAAAAGUGAUUUAAAUUAUGCUCUUAACAAAGGUAAAAAAUCAAAGAGAAAUGAACUAGAUUCUCAAAGUAACGAACCCAAUGAUAACGUAACUUACGAAAAAAAGAAAUCAAAAUCUAAAAUCAAAAAAGAAAAGUUGGAUAAUGAUGAACAUUAUAAGAAAAAACGUAAAGAUUCUAAAAAUUCUGAUUCUUCUUUAACUUCAACUAAAUCAAAACGUAAGAAACAUGAUGAAGAACAAGAACAAGAUGAUGAUGAAAUAUUAGAUAUUAAUGGAAAGAGUGAAUCUUCCUCAUUAACUAAGCCACCAAAUUCAAAGAAACGCAAAUUAAGUGAAAAAGAUCCAGCCUCAGUUAUAGUAGAUGACGAUCAAGGUUUUGAAAUGGAAAAUUCCUUAGAAUCAGAUGUAAAAGAGAAUGGAGUAGAAAAAGAGAUUCCUGAGAAUUUAAGAUUAAGCACUUACAGGUUGUCGCAAACAACUAUAGAUUUGUUAAAGAAGCGUGAAAUUGAAGCAUUAUUUCCUAUACAAGCUGCUACUUUUGAUAUGAUUUAUGAUGGAAAAGAUGUUUUGGCUAGAGCAAAGACUGGAACGGGCAAAACUUUGGCAUUUGUUUUACCAAUUACCGAAAUUCUUUUAGCUCAAAACCAAAAGGAUAAUUUUGCCAGUAAACGUCGUGGACGUUCUCCGAGAGUUAUGGUUAUGACUCCAACUCGUGAUUUAGCAAAUCAAAUUUUGUCAGAAUUUGAAUUUAUUUCUCCAACUUUAAAAUCUCUUCCUAUCCUAGGAGGUAAGUCAUAUGAUAUCCAAAAUCAAGGGCUACGUGAAGGAACUGACGUGAUAGUGGGAGCACCAGGUCGAUUAUUAGAUCAAAUCAAUCGUGGUAAUUUAAAAUUAGGAGAUUUGAAAUUUAUUUGUUUGGAUGAAGCUGAUCAAAUGUUAGAUAUUGGAUUUGCUGAAAAUAUGGAAACCAUUUUACAACAUGUAAAAAGUCAAAAAGAAAAACAAGGAAAAGGUGUUGAUUAUCAAACACUAUUGUUUUCCGCUACGGUUCCUGAUUGGGUCAAACAAACCGUAAAGAAAUACUUGAAAAAUGAUUAUAUUAAUGUGGAUUUGGUUGGAAAUUCUGAUAACAAAACUAAUGAAAAUAUUUGUCAUUAUGCGAUUCGUUCUUCCUGGGCUUCCAGAAAAGACAUUAUUGGAGACGUCGUUACUUGUUAUGCUGGAUUGGGAUCUUGUGUUAUUUUUUGCAAUACGAAAAACGAUGCAAAUGAGCUUGUACUUAAUGAUAAAUUGAAACAAGAUGCUCAAGUCUUGCAUGGAGAUAUUGCACAGUCACAGAGAGAAACAACUUUGAAAGGCUUCAGAAAUGGAAAAUUCAAAUGUAUUAUUUGUACUGAUGUUUUAGCGAGAGGAAUUGAUAUACCUCAAGUUGAUCUAGUGAUCAAUUGUGAACCACCAAAGGACGUUGAAACUUACGUGCAUCGUGCAGGUAGAACAGCUAGAGCGGGACGUCAAGGUAAAGCUGUAACAUUCUUUAAACCACAAGAUGAAUACUUGCUACAAGUUGUAGAAAGAGGUGCAAGAAUACAAUUUCAAGUGGUUGGCCCUCCACAACCACAAGAUAUUAUUUCAGCUACAGCAAAUGACGCGAUAAAAAAUUUAGAAUCUGUUGAAUCAAGUGUUUUACCAUAUUUUAAUUCUACAGCAAAAGAAUUAAUUGAGAAACAAGGUGCUAUUGAAGCAUUAAGUGCAGCAUUAGCUUAUAUAAGUGGAUAUUCUAGUGGUAUAAAGAAGAGAAGCUUGAUGAGUGCUACUGAAGGAUAUACAACUAUAUUAUUUAAGUUUAAUUAUCCUAUUAGACAUGGAAGUUAUGUUAGAAAUAUUUUUAAAAAACAAUUUUCCAACAUACCGGAAAAUGAUGUUAUUGCUUUUAGAUUAACAAAAGACAGUGAAGGCGUUGUAUGCGAUAUUGUUUCUGAUCAUUUAAGUGUAAGUGAAGAUGGAGUUAUUAGUAUAGGCGGAAGGCCAUGGUAUAAUAGUAAGACUACUACUUUGGAAAUAGCUAAAGAGUUACCUGAAUUACAAGAAAAUAAAAAUAAUAAUGGAAGGAAUGCAUGGGGAAGAAAUGGCAGUGGGAAUUUUAGAAACGGAAGUGGUGGAAAUAGGAAUGGUGGGUUUAAUAGUAGUAAUAAGAAUGGUAGAGGAAAUGGAUACGGAGGAGGAAGAUCAAAUGGAAAUCGUGGUAAUGGUUACGGAAGAAAAUUUUAACUUAAUCCAUUGGCAACUAUCUAACUAUAGAUAUUUCUAAUUUAAGGAUUUGUCGUCGUUUUAGAUAAUUAGUAAUUUUUUUAGAGAUUAAUAGAAAUUAAUAUAUUUUUAUACGUUUUAUACGUUAUUAAUCUUGAAAAAAAAAAAUAAAUAAAUAAAAUCAAACAU